Molecule: messenger RNA, 426 nt
Organism: Fusarium mangiferae
Lineage: Eukaryota; Fungi; Ascomycota; Sordariomycetes; Hypocreales; Nectriaceae
Exons: 1
Coding region: 1-426 (141 amino acids)
Source: RefSeq, a predicted model, not a curated record
AUGCGUCCCACCUCAAGCUAUCAGCUACGAGCAACGUUAGCGGUACUUCUUCUGUUCCUCUCAUGCCUCGCUCUGGCCUCAUCAGAGUCAAAAGAUGCCAGCAACACGUUGUCUCAACGCGACGAGGAAGCAGGUUCAGGAUGCAGUACAGAGGGCCAGUGGCACUGUAUGACCAAUUCAUUUCAGAGAUGCGCAGGUGGACACUGGUCGAUCAAGAUGGCUAUGGCUGAAGGGACAAAAUGUGAGCCAGCGGGUUACACUGAUGACUACAAUUUUCGAAUUGAACAUGAUGGCCAAGGGAAUGGCGAUGGGCGUGCUGAAGGACAGAGUAGUAGGGGAUCCAACUUGGGAUCAAGAGCUUCGGCAAGCGGGAUUACUAUUGUGGUCAUUUCUUGUCUCUGUAUUACUGUGGGAAGUCUUUGCUAG